AGACACCCAAUGUCAAAAGUGUAUGCAUCUCUCGUUUUGCUCAACGAAGAAACCUCUUUCGCCAGAGCUAUCUUGCAAGGAGAACCUUUCUGAAGUUUUUCUGAUGAACGUGAAAGUCGCCUUUAGUGCAAAUUUUCAUCUGUAAUUCGCAAACAAAAUGUCCAACAACGCAGCACACCGACAUCGGUACAAAAAUGUCGGCCUGGAUUCGAAUGAGAUGCGCCGUCGACGAGAGGAGGAGGGAAUCCAACUGCGCAAGCAAAAACGUGAACAGCAACUUAUCAAACGGAGAAAUGUGAAUGUCGACGAGGAAGUGGACACGGGCGCAAUCUCUACUGAUGAAUCACAAUCAUCUGACCAACACCCGCUGAUCAAACAGGAAACGAUCCAGGCACUGUACAGUUCCUUUGUGGAGGAUCAGCUUGCGGCAACCCAAAAGUUCCGCAAAUUGCUCUCCAAAGAGCCAAAUCCGCCAAUCGAUCUGGUUAUUCAGCAUAAUAUCGUACCUCAGUUUGUUGAAUUUUUGGCGAAUACUUCCAACUCGACACUACAGUUUGAAGCAGCUUGGGCUUUGACCAACAUCGCCUCAGGAACCUCAGAGCAAACGAGUGUUGUGAUAGCCGCCGGCGCUGUGCCGAUCUUCAUCAAGCUGCUCGAAAGUCCGCACGUUGACGUGCAGGAACAGGCCGUCUGGGCACUAGGCAAUAUUGCGGGCGAUUCACCGGAAUGCAGAAACUUCGUAUUGGAUGCCGGCGUGUUAGACCCAUUGCUUCAUGUUUUGAGCUCGUCAACUAGAUUGAAUUUGACCAGAAAUGCUGUUUGGGCACUGUCUAACUUAUGUCGCGGGAAGAAUCCUCCUCCAAACUUCUCCAAGGUGGAGAAAGGUUUGCCAAUCCUGGCCCGGCUGAUGUUCCACAUCGAUGUGGAAGUGCUAGGAGACGCCGUUUGGGCUGUUAGUUAUCUGUCCGAUGGACCGAACGAUAACAUCCAGGCAGUUAUUGAAGCCGGGUGCUGCCGGAGACUUGUCGAGUUAUUGCUACACAACAAUAACAAUGUUGUGUCCGCUGCUUUACGAGCCGUGGGAAACAUUGUGACAGGAAAUGAUAAUCAGACCCAGCUGAUUCUGAACUGCAAUGUCCUUCCGUCGAUACUGCAGCUGCUCAGUUCACCGAAAGAAACAAUUCGGAAAGAGGCUUGCUGGACCAUCUCGAAUAUUGCGGCAGGGAAUCGACAACAGAUCCAAGCCGUUAUAGACGAAAACAUCUUCCCGAGCAUUAUCGAGUUGCUAUCGAAGGCAGACUUCAAAACCCGGAAAGAGGCAGCCUGGGCAAUCACGAAUGCCACCAGUGGUGGAACGAUGGAUCAAAUCAAAUAUUUGGUUCAAGCAGGCUGUAUACCCCCCAUGUGCGAGCUCUUGACAGUGAUGGACCCGAAGAUUGUAACGGUAGCCCUGAAUGGGCUGGAAAAUAUUCUCAAAGCUGGCAGCCAGCAUAAAGUCAAACCGAAUACCUAUGCAUUGCUAAUUGAAGAGUGUUAUGGCUUGGACAAAAUCGAAUUUUUGCAGUCUCACCAGAAUAACGAAAUUUACGAGAAGGUAUUCAACAUCAUUCAGACAUACUUCAGCAAUGACGAGGAGGAUGUGGCAGUCGCACCGUCCACCGAGAACAACCAAUUCCAGUUCAACGCCGACCAGUCUGUGCCAAUGGAUGGCUAUCAAUUCUAAUCAUUUGAAAUAUGCUUCCAAUCAAAGCCGACACAUGCAACAUAGAGUAAACCAAACUACCCAACAGAGACGGAUGGCGAGAAAAAUAUUGUGAAUCAAUUUCUUUCCGAGAAAAAAAAAACUUGUUGGCGCAACUUUGUAAAAACAGAAAAAAUGGGAUUCCCAUGGACUUGAUUCGGUAAUAACGGUUGCUAACCGAGCUGACAAAGAGACGAUCAAUAGAGAGAGACGACACAUUUACAACGGAUAUGACCAUAUGCUGCAUGCACUAUUCAAACAGAAACAAGGAAAACACGAUGCUAAUUGUAGCUGAUAGUGACGUAACUUAACGAUGGCCUUUGAUUGACCACCUUCUUGUGACCAUUCUCCCAAAGGAAGAUAAAUAUAUACGGAUUAACUGGAAAGAAGCCAGAAAGGACUUGUUUACUUGAAGAAAAACACAAUAUUGUUUCAAGCACGACCGCGAAAGAAACGGUUGUGUGAAAGUUUUUUGUGCCCUCACCUCUGUUACGUGGACUCGAAAAUUAACAUAUGACGAUCCAAAAAAAAACAGCAUGAUAUUUAUGACUAACAUGAACAAAAUGUUAUUAGUGGUUUACUAGUGCUACCAUUUGAAAAGGAAAAAAAUAAACUGUGGAAAAGUGUAACAGCAGCA
Messenger RNA from Toxorhynchites rutilus septentrionalis, 2378 nucleotides. It is a transcript of the gene Kap-alpha1, whose product is annotated as importin subunit alpha-6. Lineage: Eukaryota; Metazoa; Arthropoda; Insecta; Diptera; Culicidae. Gene Ontology annotation, biological process: NLS-bearing protein import into nucleus. Gene Ontology annotation, molecular function: nuclear import signal receptor activity; protein binding. The transcript has 8 exons. Gene Ontology annotation, cellular component: nucleus; nucleoplasm; cytoplasm. The coding region runs from base 158 to 1723 and encodes 521 amino acids. The record is from RefSeq and is a predicted model, not a curated record.